This is a messenger RNA of Ricinus communis (castor bean), 1145 nucleotides long. RefSeq names its product 60S ribosomal protein L8. Lineage: Eukaryota; Viridiplantae; Streptophyta; Magnoliopsida; Malpighiales; Euphorbiaceae. The transcript is spliced from 2 exons. Gene Ontology annotation, molecular function: RNA binding; structural constituent of ribosome. The record is from RefSeq and is a predicted model, not a curated record. Gene Ontology annotation, cellular component: cytosolic large ribosomal subunit; ribosome. Gene Ontology annotation, biological process: cytoplasmic translation. Bases 185 to 970 code for a protein of 261 amino acids.
ACAGAUUUUAGGGUUUCCUCCAAAAGAAUAACAAAGGCUAAAAGCGUAAAUUCAAAACACAAAACUUCCCUCUCUUCCCCUCCUCAAUAAAACCACUUCUCUUUCUUUUAUAUCCUUUACCCAUCGGCCGCCACCUAAGAAACCCUAAUCCCCAAAGCCCUGAAAAAGAAACCCAGAAGCCGAAAUGGGUCGUGUAAUCCGUGCCCAACGUAAGGGUGCAGGCUCCGUUUUCAAAUCCCACACCCACCACCGCAAAGGCCCCGCCCGGUUCCGGUCCCUAGACUUCGGCGAGCGCAAUGGGUACCUAAAAGGAGUGGUGACCGACAUCAUCCAUGAUCCGGGUCGUGGAGCUCCGCUUGCAAAGGUAACAUUUAGGCAUCCAUUUAGGUACAAGCACCAGAAAGAGCUGUUUGUUGCAGCAGAAGGGAUGUACACAGGUCAGUUUGUGUACUGUGGAAAGAAGGCAAAUUUGAUGGUGGGAAAUGUGUUGCCUCUUAGAUCAAUACCAGAAGGAGCUGUUGUUUGUAAUGUGGAACAUCAUGUUGGCGACAGAGGUUCUUUUGCUAGAUGUUCUGGUGAUUAUGCUAUUGUUAUUAGUCAUAAUCCUGAUAAUGGAACUACCAGGAUUAAGCUUCCUUCUGGAGCCAAAAAGAUUGUACCAAGUGGCUGCCGAGCUAUGGUUGGUCAAGUUGCAGGUGGAGGGAGAACUGAGAAGCCUAUGUUGAAGGCAGGAAACGCAUAUCACAAAUACAGAGUGAAGAGGAACUGCUGGCCCAAGGUUCGUGGUGUUGCUAUGAAUCCUGUGGAGCAUCCCCAUGGUGGUGGUAAUCACCAGCAUAUUGGACAUGCCAGUACUGUUCGGCGAGAUGCUCCUCCUGGACAAAAAGUUGGUCUCAUUGCUGCAAGGAGGACUGGUCGUCUCCGUGGACAAGCUGCUGCUACUGCUGCAAAAGCUGACAAGGGUGCAUAAAUUACUAGCUGAACUUCUAUUCUGGGGUGUCGUAAGUUUAGAAAGUUUUGCAGUUGCAACAUUUCAAGUUCUGUUAUCCUCGGGAUAUAUUACUUUGGAUAGUUUUCUUUUAUCUGGUGAAGGACUUCAGCACAUAUUCCAUUUUUGUUAGAAAUUCAGUACUUGAUUUGGUUCA